This is a messenger RNA of Xyrauchen texanus (razorback sucker), 10391 nucleotides long. RefSeq names its product CDC42 binding protein kinase alpha (DMPK-like) b (gene cdc42bpab). Gene Ontology annotation, cellular component: cytoskeleton; cytoplasm; actomyosin. Lineage: Eukaryota; Metazoa; Chordata; Actinopteri; Cypriniformes; Catostomidae. The coding region runs from base 128 to 5506 and encodes 1792 amino acids. The record is from RefSeq and is a predicted model, not a curated record. The transcript is spliced from 40 exons. Gene Ontology annotation, molecular function: ATP binding; protein serine/threonine kinase activity. Gene Ontology annotation, biological process: actomyosin structure organization; peptidyl-threonine phosphorylation.
CUGGCCUUGAGCCUUCAAUUCGUCCUUUUCUAAUAGGAGACACCACUGAAGCCGGUCCCAGUUUUACAUUUGCUACCGUGUAAGCAAAUAUUGACCAUACUGUGAGACAUCAACACCAUUUGAAACCAUGUCUGGAGAGGUGCGUUUGAAGAAACUGGAGAAACUGAUUUUAGAUGGCCCGUCUCAGUCCAGCGGCCAGUGCUUCAGUGUGGAGACCCUGUUGGAUAUUCUUGUCUGCCUUUAUGAUGAGUGCAAUAAUUCCCCUCUUAGAAGAGAGAAGAAUAUUUUGGAGUUCAUCGACUGGGCCAAACCUUUCAUGUCCAAUGUCAAACAGAUGCGCUUACGCAAGGAAGAUUUCGAGAUCCUGAAGGUGAUUGGACGGGGAGCUUUCGGAGAGGUUGCGGUAGUAAAGGUGAAAAAUACAGACAAAGUAUUUGCCAUGAAGAUCCUCAACAAAUGGGAAAUGCUGAAAAGGGCUGAGACGGCAUGUUUUCGGGAGGAACGGGACGUGCUGGUGAACGGGGACAGCCAGUGGAUCACAACGUUACAUUAUGCUUUCCAGGACGAGAACAACUUGUACCUGGUGAUGGACUACUAUGUAGGGGGAGAUCUGUUGACGCUUCUCAGUAAGUUUGAAGAUCGUUUGCCUGAGGACAUGGCCAAGUUCUAUCUGGCAGAGAUGGUGUUGGCUAUUGACUCUGUGCAUCAGCUACAUUAUGUUCACAGGGAUAUUAAGCCUGACAAUAUCCUGAUGGACAUGAAUGGUCACAUCCGAUUGGCUGACUUUGGCUCCUGCCUUAAACUCAAGGAAGAUGGAACAGUCCAGUCCUCUGUGGCAGUUGGUACUCCAGACUACAUCUCUCCUGAGAUCUUGCAGGCUAUGGAGGACGGGAAGGGAAAGUACGGCCCGGAGUGUGACUGGUGGUCUCUAGGUGUGUGCAUGUACGAAAUGCUGUAUGGAGAGACGCCCUUUUAUGCUGAGUCUCUGGUGGAGACAUAUGGCAAGAUCAUGAACCAUAAGGAGCGAUUUCAGUUCCCCCUUCAGAUGACAGAUGUCUCUGAUGAUGCUAAAGAUCUGAUUCGACGGCUCAUCUGUAGCAGAGAACACAGGCUGGGCCAGAAUGGCAUUGAUGACUUUAAACAGCACCCGUUUUUCACUGGCAUUGACUGGGACAACAUCCGCACCUGUGAGGCCCCUUACAUCCCUGAAGUCAGCAGCCCCACUGACACCUCCAAUUUUGAUGUGGAUGACGACUGCCUCAAAAACUGUGAGACGUUGCCCCCACCUUCCCACACAGCAUUUUCUGGGCACCACUUGCCAUUUGUCGGCUUCACCUACACAAGCAAAUGCACACUGUCGGACCGAGGUUGUCUACGGGAGUCUAUUGGACCUGCACAGGUUGAUGCUGAUCUUCAACGCAGUCUGGAGGAGAGCCUGGCAUCCGAGGCCUAUGAGAGAAGGAUCCGACGCCUAGAACAGGAGAAGACUGAACUUUCACGCAAACUACAAGAGUCCACUCAAACUGUGCAGGCAUUGCAGUACCCUGAUUCAGACUCCCCUGUAAAUGCUAAUAAAGAGGUAGAGAUCCGGAGUUUAAAGGAUGUGAUCGACAUCCUGAAAAAACAGAUAGCUGACUCUGGACAAAAAGAACAGCAAUUGGAGGAUGCCACCACAACCCAUAGAAAUCUGGAUGACUCAUCUAAGGUCGUCAAGAACUUGGAGAAACAGCUCAAGAGUGUCACACAAGAGAAAGAUGACCUGCACAAGGAGCUGCUAGAUUUGAGGGAGAAGCUGAAGACUCAAGGGAAAGAGCUGAAGGAGGCUCACACUCAGAAGAAGAUGGCCAUGGAGGAAUUCUCAGAGCUGAACGGGCAGCUGAGCGAUCUGCGCUCGCACAAGCAACGGCUGAGCCGACAGCUCCGAGACAAGGAGGAGGAGCUGGAAGGAGUAUCGCAGAAACUGGAGGCUCUGCGGCUUGACAUCCGCAAGGUUGAGAGAGUACGCAAAGAGUUGGAGGCCCAGGCUGAGGAACAUGCAGCAGAAACACAAAAAGAGAGGAAGCUUCGAGAGAGAACCGACCAGUACAGCAGGCAACUAGAGGAAGAGCUGGAGGGGAUGAAGCAAUUGAAACAAGCUGGGCCCCCCCACGCAGCUUCGAGCUCAGACCAGCAGCAGGAGCUGAUGCGCGUGCGAGCCGAGCUGGAGAAGAAGACCGUGCAGUACGAGGAAGAGUUGGGUCGCCGCGAGACGCUCCACAGCAGCGAGCUGAAGGGCCUCAAAAAGGAGCUGCGUGACGCCGAGGGUCAACACCUCACACUGCAAAAAGAAAUUCUCAUGCUCAAAGACAAACUGGAGAAAACACGUAGAGAAAGCCAAAUGGAACGAGAGGAGUUUGAGUCUGAGUACAAGCAGAAGUACGAGAGGGAGAGAGUCCAUUUGACAGACGAGAACAAGAAACUCACCGGCGAAGUGGAGAAGCUGAGCUCUUUGUGUGAGAUGCUGAGCAGCAGCCAACGGCAGCUGGAGGAGGAGAUGAGAGAGCAGGCUGAUAAGAAGGAGAGUGUGGAUCAAUGGGAGGCGCAGAUCACAGAGAUCAUCCAAUGGGUGAGCGAUGAGAAAGAUGCUCGUGGUUACCUUCAAGCUCUGGCCACAAAAAUGACAGAGGAGCUUGAAGGGCUCAGGAACACCAGCUUGGGGGCCAGAGGAACGGAGAUGCCGUGGAAGAUGAGGCGCUUAGCUAAGCUGGACAUGUCUGCCCGUCUGGAGCUGCAGUCUGCGCUGGAUGCUGAGAUCAGAGCCAAACAGUUCAUCCAGGACGAGCUAAACAAAGUCAAAGCAUCCAACAUUGCUACUGAGUGCAAAUUGCAAGAAUCUGAAAUUAAGAACCAGGAACUGCUGACAGAAAUUGAGAGACUGAGGAAGGAGACGGAGGAACUGAGGAUGAGGAGAGGUGUGAAACAUCAGGAUUCCCAGAAUUCCUUUUUGGCAUUCCUCAAUGCACCCACUUCAUUUCUGGAUCAGUUUGACCGGUCACCUUCUUUUGGUCCGGGAAGCAAAACCAGACGUCUUGACUCUGCAGAUUUUACACCCUCCAACACACCUUCACGAGAUGACGACUCAAGAUCUCGCCGUAUAUCACGCUCACGCUCCCCAUCCACCGCCAGUGACAUGGAGCCUAUUGAGUUGAUUGACCACUCAUCACGUAGUCUUCAGACUCCAGUCAGAUCAGGCUAUGGAAGUCUGGGACACUCAUCUCCGAAGCCAAAGGCACAUCAGUUUAGUGUGAAGUCCUUCUCCAUUCCCACCAAAUGUAACCACUGCUGCUCUCUGAUGGUGGGACUGAUCCGCCAGGGCUGCACCUGUGAAGUCUGCAACUUCUCCUGCCAUGUCAUGUGUGCCGACAAAGCCCCCUCCGUAUGCCCUGUCCCACCAGAUCAAACCAAGGGGAAAUUAGGCAUUGACACAAAAAAGGGCAUUGGCACUGCAUAUGAGGGGCAUCUUAGGGUGCCAAAGCCCACAGGGGUGAAAAAGGGUUGGCAGAGAGUCUGGGCAGUGGUGUGUGACUUUAAACUUUUCUUGUAUGAGCUUGGAGAAGGAAAGGGCGCCCAGCCUGGUGUCAUAGUUAACCAGGUCAUUGACAUGAGGGAUGAGGAGUUUUCUGCAAACUCUGUUCUGGAGUCUGAUGUGAUUCAUGCUACAAAGAAGGACAUCCCAUGCAUUUUUAGGGUAACGGCAUCUCAGCUGUCCGCAUGCUCCCGUCAGAAGACAUGCAUCCUGAUACUGGCCGACAACGAGCAGGAUAGAACGAAGUGGGUGAGCGCUCUGAACGAACUGCACCGCAUCCUGAAGAAAAACAAGCUGAAGGAGCGCUUCAUCUAUGUGCCCAAAGAAGCCUACGACAGCACUCUUCCUCUCAUCAAAACCACCCAAGCUGCUGCUAUUAUAGAUCAUGAGCGGGUUGCUUUGGGGAAUGAGGAAGGCCUGUUUGUCAUCCACGUCACCAAAGAUGAAAUCAUCCGUGUGGGUGACAUUAAGAAAGUGCAGCACAUAGAGCUGAUUCCCUCAGAGCAGCUGCUGGCUGUCAUCUCUGGCAGGAACCGGCAAGUGUGUCUGGUUCCUAUGGCAGGGCUCGACGGGCGGGAGAUGGACAAGAAUAAAGUGGCGGACAUUAAAAACUGCCAAGCCCUGGUGUCCAGUGUAGUGCGCAAUGGCACCUGCUUCUGCCUCGCCAUUAAACGACAGAUCUCCUGCUAUGAAAUAAACAAGAGCAAGUCUCGCCACUUCCAUCUGGUGGACAUACAAGCUCCUGGAACUGUCCAGUGGAUGGCACUGUUAAGCCAGCAGUUGUGUGUAGGUUAUCAAUCAGGCUUCAUGCGCUACAGUUUAUAUGGAGAAUAUCCUCCGGUCAGCUUACUCCAUCCAGAUGACCCCACACUGGCCUUCAUCAGAGUGGAAAACCUGGAUGCACUUUGUGCAGUGGAGAUCUCCAGUAAAGAACUACUACUCUGCUUCAGCAAAAUCGGAGUGUAUGUGGACACACAUGGCAGACGCUCACGGCAACAGGAGCUCAUGUGGCCGGCAACGCCCACUGCCUGCUGCUACAACGCCCCCUAUCUGUCAGUUUACAGUGAAAAUGCAGUGGAUGUGUUUGAUGUGAACACUAUGGAAUGGAUUCAGACCAUUCCUCUCAAAAAGGUCCGGCCAUUGAACACGGAUGGGUCUUUGAAUCUGCUGGGCUUAGAGACAGUCAGGCUCAUUUACUUCAGGAACAAGACUGCAGAGGGGGAUGAACUGGUGGUGCCAGAGGUGUGUAAUAACAGCAAGAAGCAGAUGGUACGCAGCAUGAGCAACAAGAGAAGAUUCUCAUUUCGCAUUCCUGAGGAGGAGCGACUGCAGCAGAGAAGAGAGAUGUUGAGAGAUCCAGAGAAGAGAAACAAGCUGAUCUCAAAUCCUACAAAUUUUAACCAUGUGGCGCACAUGGGGCCUGGAGAUGGAAAGCAGAUCCUUAGAGAUCUGCCCAUGAAUGUGCAUGCUCAGGAUAACCGGGCCGGAUUCAGUGGAUCUGUCAGCAUCCCGUCCAUUACCAAGAACCGAGCUGAACCUGGAAGAUCCAUGAGUGCAAGCAGUGGGCUGGGAAUGCGGCCUUCUUCUCAGAAUGGCAGCGCUCUAAGGAGAGAGCUGUCGAGUGGUAGCUAUAGCUCUAAGCGGCAGACCAUGACAUCACCCUCAGAGAGCUCGCUGUCUUCAGGUGGAGGCACGGAUGUGGGCGAAGCUCCGCUUUCUCAGUUUGAUCGAGAGUGGCAAGCCGUAUCACCCUCGGAGAAGACCCCCGAUCUGAAAAGGGCUUUAAGGACCCUUCUUAGUAAGAUGAAGGACUCUGAUUCGCCACGGCAUUCUACUGCCUCCAACAGCUCCACCUUCAGCAGCCCGCCAAGUCCCGCUUCCCCGCACAAGACUAAGUCCCUCUCAUUGGAGAGCACAGACCGCACAGGGUGGGACACAUGAUGGACUCAUCUUUGAACCAAUCUUAGCAUACUCUGGGUCUGCCUGUCACAGUGCCCCUCCCCCUCCCAUACCACUGAGGAAUAUACAAAGGAGAAACCACACCACCUUAAGCAGUGGAAACAUGAUUGUGAGAGUGUUUGUAUGUGCGUGCAAGAAUGUGUGUAUGCUUGCGUUAUGCAUUGCAAUAGUUAUGAGCCCCCAAAGCUGAUUGGAAAAAAACUUGAAACCAGUAAACACCCCUAGUCAAUCAGCCAAUGAAACAAAAUGCUCACUAAUGCAAACUGGAGACAUGAACAUUAUUGUGACUGACGUUUGUACAUAGACUUGGAUAGGGGUGUACUUAUUUAUUUAUCAUUAAGCAAUUUCAAGAUGGAAAAUACUGUAAUGUCCCUCACUCUGUUGUUCACCUGUGGACCAUACGGAUAUAAUGACUCCAUUAUAGAGUCCCAAUAUUGUACCUGGGAGAAAAAAAAUGCAAUGAUGUAUAUUUUUUAUUUGCUCUUAAAAGUGAUGUGUGCAGUGAUUUAUUUGAUACAUCUGCAAAAUAGAUGAGAGGCAGCAGAUUUCUGUGUGGGAUGCUUUUAGGUAACCUCAUCUAUUGCUUCCUGUUCUAGAUUUGUAGUGAUUUAUAGAGGCUUUUCUGUCAUAUUUUGAGGACAUCUUGGAAUCUGUUUGUCAUUUUUGCCAUCUCCAUUCUAAACCUUCCAUAAGCCAUCAUGACCUGUGAAAACACAUCACAGUAAUGUACAUAGGUUAAAAUAUAGCAUAAUAUAUAAUAAGCAAAUAUUGUAGAGAUAAACUAUGUGGGGGAAAAAAUUGAAUUGCUUUUAUUUAUUUUUUUAAUAUUUUAAUUGAAUCACGCCAAGACCAUUUGAAAAGCUUCAGUUGCAUCUGACGAUUUUAUUUUGGUUUAUGAGGAAAUACUGCCUUGUGUAUUUUGUUUAUUUUUUUAUUUUUUUAUGAUUAUUUUAGAUGAUUUGGAGAGACACAAGCCAAUAUGUUUUGCUGCAAGUGUGCUUUAACCAUAACAACUGGCCUCAGCUUUGCUCCAUUCCUGCUUUAUAAGAUAGCAAUACAUGCAUUGACCAAAACUGUCCAAUCAUCAGUGAAGUCGAAUGAGGAUACAAGGUAUUGUAUUUCUACAAUAUGGAACUAUUAAGUCCAAGUUGAACUCGUUUCAACAUUUAAUUUGCAGACACACGAAAGGCAUUUAAUUUUGUCCCUGGAUGCAUGGUUUCGUCUAAUGUGACAGUUUGUGAAAUUGCAAACGCAUUUGGCUUCACCCACAUAGUUUGUCUCUUUUUACCAUGGAAAAAUGUUUCUAACUUAUUUUCAUAAAUUGCUUUCAUGCAUAACAGCAAUUUCCACUGUUAAGUGUUAAAGCAUACUGUUAUUACAUGUAUGGAUAAAGUAAUCCUUCAGCCAUUAAAAAUUGUCUCAUUUACUCACUCUCAUGUGAGAUGUGUAUGACUUUCUUCUGCAGAACACAAAGGUUUUUAGAAGAAUAUCUCAGCUCUGUGGGUCCAUUCAAUGCAAGUGAUUGGUGGCCAUAACUUUGAAGCUCCAAAAGGCUCAUGAAGGCAGCAUAAAAGUAAUCCAUACAACUCCAGUGGUUAAAACCAUGUCUUCAGAGGUUUCAGAGAUUUCAGAUUAUUAUUUAAGUCCUUUUUACUUAAAAUUCUCCUCCCUGCCCAACAACAAAAGAAGUUGUUUGUGGAACAUUAACGGUGGUCAUUUAUAGUGAAAAGGGUUCAAAUAUUGAUCUGUUUCACACAUGCACCCAUUAUUUAGCUUCUGAAGAUAUGGAUUUAUCCACUGGAUUCUUAUGGAUUAAUUUGAUGCUGCCUUCAUGAGCCUUUUGGAGCUUCAAAUUUUUGUCCACCAUUCACUUGCAAAUAUAGAGCUGAGAUAUACUGUAUUAUUCAUUUGUGUUCAGCAGAAGACAGUCAUACACAUCUGGGAUUGCAUGAGGGUGAGUAUAUGAGAACAUUUAAAUUUUUGGGUGAACUAACCCUUUUAACUCUACCAUUAAACUGAUUUACUGGAAUGAUUUCAGAAGGUUAUAAAAGCAGUGCUCAAUGAAAAAAUAUUUUCUUUUCAUUGCUGGGGUAUACUGUAUAAAAAUAACUUGUUAAUCAAAAGCUUUUGCCUUCAAAUAAGUCUUAUUGACAGCCCUCUAACAACCACUCCAUUUGAUCGUACAAUGCAAUUACAUAUUUGUGAUGUUGCAUUAUUUUGUUGUCAUUUUGGUGGUGGUUGCAAGUGGCCAUCUAAUGAAAAAGAGAUGUUCUGAGAAAUCACAGGAGUUUACUAAACAGCACAGGCUUCACUUUGUUCCUCAUUCUGUUUGGAGGUGAUUGAAUUUUGAAUUGCACAAGAAAAUGAGUCUGUAGCCUUGUUUUUGUUGAAAAAUGUAUUGAUAAUUUGUAAAGGUUUAUUAUUCAUUGGGAUCUUAAAGGAGUAGUUACCCAAAAAUGGAAAUUAUUUACUCACUCUUCCUAAACCUGUUAGUCUUCCUCUCUUCCAUGGAACACAGGAGGAGUUAGGCAGAAUGAAAACCUCAGUCACCAUUCACUUUCAUUGAUGGAAAUAAGAUGCAAUGACUGUGAAUUAUGAGACAUAUUUUUGGGUGAGAAAUCCCGUUAACUCAGGAUUUGCAGUAUCAUUCCAUCUGUAUUUAGCCACAGCAUGUGAAUUAACAUCUAUGGCAGCAGCUUUUGCAUGAUUUAUGUAACAUUUAGGGAGCUACUUCUGUAUCACACAUUUAAAUGAUGUCUUCUCAGUGUGGACAUUUGGACAGAAACCUAUUAGAUACCCCCAAUGAAAAAGAAUUCUCUUUGCAUUUUCAGCAACAUCUCUUACACAUCAUAUGUAUAUGUGCUCAUUCUCACAUAAUUUUUUUUUUUCUUAGGAUAUGCUUUGUAAUAAUUUGUACAGUUUUGCAUGUCAUAAAUGUCAUUCCACAUGUUUCAUGGUUGUAUUAUGUUUUUCACGCACUUGAAAAGCUGUUUUAAUGUGGAUUUUGAUCACUAUAAGCAACAAGCAAUCUUUUUUGCACAGAGGUAUUUAUGGUGGAAGGUGAAUCAAAGACUGGAUAAAUUAGCCACUAUGCUUAUAUGGAGACUUUACAAUAUUAACCUGAUGCUGAUGUAAUUCAAUAAACAGAAGGAAAUGACACCCAUUGGUACUAAUGUGUUGAGAGUGGUGAUAUUUUUAUUUAGUAAAUAAAGCACUCUGGGUGUUUAUUUCUGGAUAUUAUUAAAAAAAAAAGCAUGUUCACAGUUUUCGGUAAAUUACAUACGAAAAUAACUUGACUAAUAACAUUAGUGCUAAAACUCAGAGAAGAGCUCGGUUGUGACGUAUAUGCCGAUAUCUAUUCUAAAAUGACACAUUUAACACUUUUUAUUCUGGGGUUUAUUCAUUUUAUUUUACGUUUUUAAAGGAGCGCUUGGUAAUUUUCACUCGUGGAAUAAAUUAAUCAUAGCUGACUGCAAAUAGCACAUUUCUACAAUGGCAUCAGUAAAAUACUAAACAGCCGCAGUGAUGCACAUUACAUUUUAGUGUUAUAUGUGCUCCACCUGUAUCCACAGGGUGCCCCCUUUGAAGGUGCACUCAGUAACUCAUCUUGGACUUACAGAGACACCUAGUUGUGUGGAUUCAGCAUCAUUCAAAAUCAACAGUUUUCAGUUAAAGACGCCAUUGUAGAAAUUCACUAUUCACAAUCAGACGUGAUUAAUUUAAUCCAAGAGUGAAAGUGUCCAAUAAAAAGUUACUGAGAUUAAGCGUGUAGUAUUCAGCUGGUAAUGUGAUUCUUACAUGGAAGCCCUGCCCCAUGUUUAAUAAACAGCUUUUAUAAGGUUACUAAUAUGACUAGUGUCCUCAUCUCAUUUGAGUGCCCAUGAUUUUAUACAUAUGUCAAAAUCACAAUUAAUUUCUUUAGGAGUAUAACUUUUUAAUGGGUAAAAAAAAUGACUGAGUGCACCUUUAAAUGCAGCUCUUCACAAUAAAAACAGUCUGACCCAUGUGUGCAGGGCUGUCCUUAUCAUCACUAAUUCUGUUCUACAAAAUGGUCAAAAGUGCAAAAAACAUUGGAAAAAGAAGAUUCUUCACUUCAGAACCACAAAUGGAAUCAUAACCCUUGUGUGUGAUCUUCAGGACAUUUUUGUCUAUGUUUUUUCAAUAAUUUUGGCUGCCAAAAGUGUGUAUAUUUCAACCUCAGUUUCAAUAAUACAUCUAUAAUACAUUGUGUACACAAAAUAGUUACACUCAGGACCUUAAGGACAAAAAUGUCCCCAUUGAAACCCAUUAAAACUGCAAUAUUUGAUCCCAGUGCAAUUAAAGUAUAAAAUCAUGAAUUAUAUGAUAUUAUGCUUUCAAUCUGGAGCCCUGGCUUUAAAAUAUAUUUUUUAAAUAUAUUGGUGCCAUUUUCCUCAUGUUUAGCCUAUGGAGCAAAUACAUGCUUUUUCCUAUUUUCUGUUUGCUGCAUUAUAGAAAACUGCAGGCCAAUUGAAUAAAUGAUGCAGCUGAAAUUGUGCGGGUGUGUUGGAAUGGAUAUCCGAGUUUGUUUUGUACAUGUGUAUUGAGAAAUGUGUGUGUGUAAAAAAAUUAUAGUGGCAUUAUGUAAACAAACUGGCAUAUAAAGGAUUACAAUCCUGAAAAUGAAUGAAUAUUUGGUAGUUAUGAUCAGGAUUGAUGUUGGUAAAAAAUCCAGUCAGUGAAAGUUGAAAAUAAUAUUAAUAUAUCAUAUUUUUUAUGGUAAUUUUUUGACCUGGUCUUCUUAGGUACUGAGUGUGAAGAUUUUUUUUUUAUCUGACACUGCACAAAAAAUAAUAAUGCAUCACAAUCAAUGUUGUUGCUAAUCAUUUACAUAUUCCAGACUGUGAUA